This is a messenger RNA of Eriocheir sinensis (Chinese mitten crab), 4522 nucleotides long. RefSeq lists its product as uncharacterized. The record is from RefSeq and is a predicted model, not a curated record. Bases 217 to 3642 code for a protein of 1141 amino acids. Gene Ontology annotation, molecular function: metal ion binding. Gene Ontology annotation, biological process: superoxide metabolic process. Lineage: Eukaryota; Metazoa; Arthropoda; Malacostraca; Decapoda; Varunidae. The transcript has 18 exons.
AGGCCGCAGAAAACGGUACGCCAGCCGCCCAGCCAAUCACCUCCACGCUCUCCCUCUCACCUGUGAUUCUCUUUACUUUUACCUUUGCGUCAGUGGCUGUCUAGGGCGUGAGGGGAGGGAUACACUGCGUCUCUGUCUCCCUGUAUCUCUCUAUCUCUCUGUGUGUGUGUGUGUGUGUGUAUAAGAUCCGUGUGUUAUGUGCUGCGAGUGCUGGAGAUGACGAUGGAAGCUGGAGGAGAUAGAGAAGGAGGAGGAGGAGAUGGAGGGAGACUACAACUACUGCUGCUGUCUGUUCUGCUAGCCACCACCACCACCAGCGCCGCCUCCCCCGUUCUCUACACCACGUUCUCCUGGGGGGGCCUACGGGGGAACAUCACCUUCUCCUGGGGCGGCCCGGGGUCCAUGGUGCGGGUGGAGGCAGGGGUGGAAUUGACAACCCCUGGGGGAGAGCUCUCUGACCCCGUGGAGCUGGACUGGGGCGUGCACGAGUUCCCUGUGAGAUAUGAUACGGGGAAACGCUGUGGCCUGGGGGAGGUGGGCGCCAGGCGCUGGGACCUCUCUCGACUCCUUGGCAAACUGGUCGUCCCUCAAGUUAACGGGAGCCAGGUGUUCGAAACCGAUGAGGUGGAGGUGGUGGGGGCCGCGGGUGUGUGGGGGCGCUCCCUUCGUGUCACCGGGGGGGGCCACACCGCCUGCUCCAACCUGCAUGGCGUGGGCGGCGAGCGGACAUACGAGGCCCGCUUCAACACCCCAGUGGGCGGGUCGGUGUGGGUUCGGACGUGGGCGUGGGACGUGGGUGAGGGGAACGCCUCCAGCACGGGCCAACUGAGCACCGUGUUCACCGACCUCUUCCACACCGCUGCCGACGACCCUGCCACCGGCGACCACAACUGGGCGCUCUUCCUCACGGACAUCCUGGACGUCAAGGAGCACCGGUCGUCAUGUAACUUCUUGAGCCGCGUGUACGACCCCGCGGGCAGGGAGAAGUGCGGCCCCGGGGGUGAGGACUGCCCCAUGGGAGAUCUCACGUCUGCUUUCGGCUCGCUCAGGGUGGCAGCAGCGAGGUCAAGAUUCUCCCGCAAGAUCCACUCCUCAACCACCCUCGUCCUCCCUGACUUAACUGGACCUCGACAGAUCUACUUAGCUAUCAUGGGCGCCUUACACCCUGAUCACUUGUGGGCGUGCGCUAAGCUACGCCCGGUCCGCCCCAGGGAGGUACGGGCCGUGUUCAAUGCCCAGGGGGUGACUGGCCACGUGGGGCUUCACCAGGAAUCUGUUUUCACCCCCACGGAUGUCACCCUAGCGUUGUCCGGCCUCAGGGGUCUCGCCGGGGGGUUCCAUGUCCACGAGCUCCCAGCGCCCCCACCUCGUCACCCGGGGGAGAACCACUGUGCGAGGACCAAGGGGCAUUAUAACCCAUACUCCGUGGACCCUGAGACAUCCCCGGAGGCUGGUCUGGGGGCACAUGACCACUAUGAACUUGGGGACCUUAGCGGGAAACACGGUCAGCUCCUGGGACUUGAAGACGCCGAUGCAACAGUCACGGACCACAACCUUCCACUCUUCGGCCCGCGGUCCGUCGUAGCGAGGAGUCUAGUGAUACACGACGCCGCUGGGCCACGAUGGGUCUGCGCUAACCUACGACCAACGACCUCUCAACUCCGAGCAUCAGUGACCUUCCGAUACCCGCUGGUCGGGGAUAUAAUCUUCGAGCAGGACGCCGACGAUCCCCUUGCGGACACGACCAUCUUAGUGACCAAGCUUGUGUAUUCGGAUGGCAGUCGGAAUAGCACCGGGGAACAUCGCUGGCAGGUUCACGAUGAUCCGCCGGGGAGGGAUUUCUAUAACUGGACCAUGCGGUGUGUCAGUGCGGGCCCCAGAUACAACCCUUAUAAGGUCAGCACAGACAAGAAACAGUACCAAGGCUGCGGCGUGGACAACCCAGCCAGGUGUGAACUCGGGGACCUCUCGGCGAGACACGGCGCACUCAGAAUCUCCGGCACGGUAAAGGGAGCGGCGGAUACCCAGAUGCUACUGACGGACACGAACUUACCUCUGUCCGGCCCUCACUCCAUCCUCGCCCAUUCCAUUGUGAUCCACGAUGACCACGCACCCAAGCACAGAGGGGAUAGAAUGGCCUGCAUGGGCAUCCACCGCGUCUUCCGUCACAAGGGCGUGGUCAGCAAAUGGCAGGCGACGAGGGGGGCAGGUCAGGUCGAGGGCAAGCUAGAGUUCAUACAAGAAUCUGAGUUCGAUAUAACGCAAACUGAAGUGGAAUUGCGGGGCUUGGAGGCGACGGCAGCGGGCUAUCACGUGCAUAUGGUCCCAGUCGAAAGCGAGCUAGAAUUCCCUUGCGCCGGUUCUACCACCCUCGGUCACUACAACCCCCUCAACGUGACCCCCGCGCUGUCCCCGCCGCCCACGCAAGGCACCCAUGACCAGUACGAGAUGGGUGACCUCGCGGGCAAGUACGGGGGCCUCUCUGACCUGACCUGGCUGCACAAGACCUAUAAUGACAGCAACCUGCAGCUCUUCGGGUCAACCUCCAUCAUGGGUCGCUCCGUCGUCAUUCAUAAGAGGAAGGACAAUGCAAGGUGGUUCUGUGGCAGCAUAGGGUGGGGCUACUCCCCCUCCGAGGCCCGCCAGGUGUCCGCGAUCGCCUCCUUCCACAACCCCAACGGCUACGCGGAGGGCUACGUCAGGAUGCGUCAGUUGGUGUACAUGGACGGCUCCUUCGGCGAGACGUUUAUCGAGGUCAAUCUCAAACACCCGGGAAAGAACAACAGGAACGUGACGCGGCGUCACAACUGGUCCGUGUACGUGAACCCCGUGGGCGUGGACGCGGGGGUCAAGUUCUUCCAGUCUCGGUGCGUGGCGGCCGGGUACCGCUGGAACCCCUACCUCAUCCACCUCGCCUUCCCCAACGACCGUGACUACUACGAGAGGGAGUGUGGGCCGGACGUCCCCCUGCGGUGUGAUGUCGGGGACCUCUCGGGCAGGCUGGGCACCAUAGACGUCGGGGACAAGAGAUUCGUGUUCGUGGACCGCAACUUGCCCCUGUCUGGUCCACACGGGGUCAUGAACCGGGCCAUCGUCAUCCACAAGGAGAACGCGGGCGUGGAGCGGUUCGCUUGCGCCAAUAUACAACCUGACGACGACAUCAUCAAGUGGGUCAUCGUCAGGAAGGCGCCAAAGUUCUCCGUGCCCAACUUCAUGGCUGACGUGCGUGAGGUUCUCGGGGCGCCCAGGUGGUACCUCGCGGCGGACCUCCAGACCGUGACCCUGUCCAGCGACCAGCAGUGCGUCACUUUCGUCGUGCACUUCAUGGGUCCCAGCGCGGGUCAGCUGGAGCUGGACUUCUCUCGCCUCCUGGCUGGCGGCAUCCUGACCCACCCCACCAUCUCCAUCAGGGGCGUGUACUCGGACCCUGACAGACCCACGAAGGUGCCCUACCGAUCGUGUGGAGGCCUGGAGGAGGAGCAGCUGCUGGAGGAAUUCGAUAAAGCCAAUUCUCUGUGGAAGCUUCUGGGAGGAGAUGAUGGAACAGGGGGUGCCGCUCCCCUCCCCACCUCCCCACUCCUCUCCCUCCUCCUCCUUCCCCUCCUCCUCCUCUUCCUCCCCACCCUUCAUAAUCUUGACUAAUGUUCUUCCUCCGCCUCCUUUUUUGUGAGAGAGAGAGAGAGAGAGAGAGAGAGAGAAUGAAACUGCGAAUCCAACACACUGAACCGCUCACUGAACUUCUCUCUCUCUCUCUCUCUCUCUCUCUCUCUCUCUCUCUCUCUCUCUGAAAACAAACAAAAUCAUAUAUAUAUAGAAAAAGAGAUAGAUAGAUAGAGAGAAAUCUCCUCCUCCUCCUCCUCCUCCUCCUCUUCCUCCUCCUCCUCUUCUUCCUCUCCCAUCCUAUCCCUUCCCUCCCUUGCAAAUGGCGGCCUCAAUCAACACUCAACGGCCCACCUUCGUCAGAUUUUCCCUUAUUCUUGGCCCUCCCGGAGCUCCCUGACGGUUGACCUUUGACCUGACGGCGCACGGAACAUCGGGGCGCCUGCAGCUGCGUGGAAGAGAAGAAGAAGGGAAUGGAUAUCAAGAGAAUGGAUGAAGAAGAGAGAGAGAGAGAGAGAGAGAGAGAGAGAGAGAGAGAGAACUUCCACUGCCCCCCCCCUCUCUCUCUAAGGCACCUAUUAAAUUGUAAAUAGAAGUCUAAAUAAAUAUAUCUACUGUAUGGAAUGAUUAUAUUAAAGACCUCCUACGACUACAACUACUACUACUACCACCACCACCACCACCACCACCAUUUCUACUAUUAAACAAUGACCAUGAGAGGGAGGUGUGUGUGUGUGUGUGAGGGAGAGGAAAGGGAGGAAAAAAAAGAACUUACAUACUUUUAUCUCUCUCUCCUUCUUCCUUCUCUCCUGUUCAUUCACAUGCUAUCUAUUCUUCCUUUCCUUUCUUCCAUUCUCUCUCUCUCUCUCUCUCUCUCUCUCUCUCUCUCUCUCUCUCUCUCUCUCUCUCUCUCUCUCUCUCU